Messenger RNA from Poecile atricapillus (Black-capped chickadee), 2781 nucleotides. It is a transcript of the gene DNAH11, whose product is annotated as dynein axonemal heavy chain 11. Gene Ontology annotation, biological process: microtubule-based movement. Gene Ontology annotation, molecular function: ATP binding; dynein light intermediate chain binding; minus-end-directed microtubule motor activity. Lineage: Eukaryota; Metazoa; Chordata; Aves; Passeriformes; Paridae. The record is from RefSeq and is a predicted model, not a curated record. Gene Ontology annotation, cellular component: dynein complex.
AUGGGAUGGGAACUGACCAGUGUGACAGAUGUCAAGAGGCUUUUAGGAGGAGAGGAUGGGCUGAGCAAGCAGACUUCUGCUGCCCUGGAGCAGCUGGUGGUGCUCAGGGGCAGGCUACGAUGGAGCCUGAGCUUCAAGCAGAUGGAAUUCAGAGAAAAAUUCAAAAUGGAAGGUCCCUUUCAUUUUGAUGUAGAAAAUCCAUAUGCUCAUCUCAAUAAGGCAAAUCAAGAGCUUGAGAUGCUGGAAAAAGAAGUGUUUCUAAUACAAGCACUAUCUACAGAACUAUUUGAAGUAUCUAUUCCAGGCUACAAGCAAUGUUGGAAAGAAGUGCAGCUGCUCAAGAAAGUGUGGGAUGCUCAUGUUUACAUUAAUAGCAGCAUUGAUGAUUGGACUAAAACCCAGUGGAGAGAGAUUAAUGUGGAACAGAUGGAUGUGCAGCUCAGAAGGUUUGCCAAGGCAGGUUCCACAGCCGUCUAUUUCUGCAAUUUAUCUGUCUCAGUGCCACCCCUUCCUCACUCUUCCCACCCACUUGGAUGCUUUGGCCAGGCUUUUAAUAGCAGAAGACCUUCUCAGGCCUUCUGGGACUCCAGUUUUAUAAAGGGAGAAGAUGAAGUCCAGUGUAGCUUUUCAGAUACAAGUGAUUCUGAAAAUUUCAGGCCCCCUCUGCCUUAUGCUUUUGCAUACACCUCCAAACCUCCAGCGCUCUCACACAUCCCCUAUCAGCUGAAUGGGGUUUCAGCUGGUCCUGAGCCUCAUCUUUGCCAGCUGGCCAGCCAGGAUCUAGUAGUAAUAAUGGUAGACAGUGCUGGAAGCCAUCUGGUUUUAGAGGGUCACGUAAAUCUUUUCAGGUCGCUGAGCUGGAUGCUCCUCAUUACCAUCCUGCUCGGAGAUCUUUCCUCGGGUGAUCAUGUAAAAAUCAUGGCCAAUUGCACCAGAGAUGUUCAUGGCAGAGAUGUGUCAGCAAGCCUUCAAGCCCGGAAGGUCUCCAGUUCCAGAGCUUUUGCUCAGCUGUCACAGGUGUGUCAGAGAUGGGAUGAUGUCCAGAAACCCUGCUUUACCAACAUUUGUGAUGCUUGGUUUCAGUACUUUUAUGAGUACUUGGGAAAAACCCCUUGUCAAGUUAUUACACCUUUGACUGACAGGUGCUGUAUUACCCCAACCCAGGCUCUCCACCUAGCAGUGAGUGGUGCUCCUGCAGGACCUGCUAGCACAGAAACAGAGACCUUGUGAGAUUUAGGCUGUGCCCUUGGUAUGACAGUGAAAAUUUUCAACUCUCCAGAACACAUGGAUUUUUGGUCUGUAGGGAAUAUCUAUAAAGGCUUGGUCCAGACAGGAGCUUGAGGGUGCUUUGAGGAAUUCAAUCAUCUCUUGGUAGAAGUCUAGUCAGUACUGGCAGUACAACUAAAGUCUAUCCAUGAUAAAAUUAGGAAGAAAAAUAAAUUUAACAGAGUUGGAAUAUUUAUUACUAUUGUCCCCGGAUGUGCAGUGACAGAUGAUAUCCCAAUUUUCACAAGCCUGAUCAGUGACCUGUUUCCAGCUCUGGAUGUUCUGAGGACGAGGAACCUACAGUUUGAGCAGAUGGUUAAACAAUCUACCCUGGAGCCAGAAGAGGCUCCUUUGGGCCUGGACCCAAUUGCCACAUUGACAGAUGAUGCUCCGGCUGUGGCGUGGGGUAACGAGGGUGAUAGGCUGUCAGCAGAAAAUGCCACUGUCCUAACAAACUGUGAGUGCUGACCUCUGAUGAUAGAUCCCCAGCAACAGGGAAUUAAAUGGAUAAAGAAUAAAUAUGGAGCUGACCUUAAAGUGGUACAUCUAGGACAGAAAGGAUUUGUGCUCACCAUUGAAAGAGCUUUAGCUUUUGAUGAGACUGUAUUAAUUGAAAACAUGUGUGACUGUAUUGAUCCCAUACUUGAUCAUCUGCUUGGAAGACAUGCAGUUAAAAAGGGAAGAUGUACCAAGACUGAAGACAAAAAAUUUGAAUUCAACAAGAAUUUUCAUCUCAUCCUUCACACUAAUCUGGCUAACCCUCACUUGAAGCCAGAACUGUCUGUUCAGACCACCUUCAUUAAUUUCACUGUCACCAGGGACAGGCUGGAAGACCAGCUGUUGCCUGAGGUUGCUAAUGCUGAAAGGCAAGACUCACAGAAAACAUAAGUCCUCAGCAAGAAGCAGAACAGUUUCACCACUGAGCUCAGGCAGCAGGAGGAUGACAGGCUGCUCAGCCUGUCAGCUGCCCAGGGCAGUCUCCUAGAUGACAGUGAACUUGUAAAGAAAAUCAAAUCAGCAAAGUCAACUGCAGCAGAAAUACAACACAAGGUAGCUGAAGCCAAAGAAAAUGAAGGUCAGGGUAACACGACAAGAGAGCAUUAGAGACUGACAGCCAGAAGGCUCCUUUACCCUGGGAGUAUCAGCCUGGGCAGUGUCAACCCCAUCCACCAGUUUUCACUGAAGGCCUUCAUCGUCUUCCACAAAGCAAUUAAACAGGUUGCAAAAUCAGGGGAUAUUCUGUGUUUUAUCUCUAGCUUGAAAGAAGCUGUCACAUAUUCAACCUAUCUUUUCACAAGCCGGAUUUUUGAAAAUUAUAAGCCCAUUUUCCUGGUUCAAAUGGCUUUUCAGGUUCUUCUAAGCAGUAAAGAGAUAGAACUCCUUGAACUGGAUUUCCUUUUACAGUUCAGAGUUGAACAUGAGAGUCCAGUUGACUUUUUAACUACUCAGCCAUAGAGUAUCAUUAGAGCUAUGGCAGUGAUGGAUGUGUUCAGAGGAAUAGAUAAAGAUAUUUAA